UCCAUCUUAAGACAAGAACAACAAUAACAAAGUCAACGGUGCAGUAUAUAAUUCUUGUGUGACUCUUAAUAUCAUUAAUGGAAGGAAGCUUGGAAGGUAUGCUGAUGAAAGUGAGCAUUUUCGCUCUGGUUCAAGCUCUUGUAUAUCUUAUUCUCUCUACAUCUUCGAGUGUUUUCUCUAAGUCAAACACGAUGAAUAGACUUCAUAGUUUCCGGUCAGCGAGAUCCAUGAGCAUCAGCCGGAUUCUGGCGGUUCUUCAGGAUAUGCCUGCAGGCGGCGAGAUUUCUCCUUCUUCCAUGAGUCUCUCUUCUUCUCUUGCUUCUCCUUCAUCGUCACCACGUAUAUGAUUCAGUAGUUUCUGGUGAAUUAUGUUUGAAUAUUUUUUGUUUUUGGUAAAAUAAUUAUGUUUGAAUAUUGU
Molecule: messenger RNA, 418 nt
Organism: Brassica oleracea var. oleracea
Lineage: Eukaryota; Viridiplantae; Streptophyta; Magnoliopsida; Brassicales; Brassicaceae
Exons: 1
Coding region: 78-347 (89 amino acids)
Source: RefSeq, a predicted model, not a curated record